Molecule: messenger RNA, 1096 nt
Organism: Parathielavia appendiculata
Lineage: Eukaryota; Fungi; Ascomycota; Sordariomycetes; Sordariales; Chaetomiaceae
Exons: 2
Coding region: 110-844 (244 amino acids)
Biological process (GO): mitochondrial respirasome assembly
Cellular component (GO): mitochondrion
Source: RefSeq, a predicted model, not a curated record
UGCAAGCUUUCAUUCAACUUCACCCCAUUAUAGUAGGCCGCCUCAUACCGUCGCCAGACCGAACCCCCUUCACCGCGUACAAGGCGCACCUCCAGACAGACCGCCCAAUAUGUCCGACCGACCGCUGUCCAGCCGGCCACUGCCAUCGUCCUUCGACAACAAUGACGAUUUCUACAACGAAUCCGGGUUUCAAAAAGUUCUCCGCCGCCUCAAAGAAGAACCCCUGAUCCCCAUCGGCUGCGCCCUCACCGUGACGGCCUUCGUUAACGCCUACCGGGCGAUGCGCCGCGGCGACCACCACAAGGUCCAGCGCAUGUUCCGGGCCCGCGUGGCAGCACAGGGCUUUACCGUGCUGGCCAUGGUAGCCGGCGGCAUGUACUACGCCGAGGACCGCAACAAGCAAAAGGAGCUCUGGAAACUCAAGCAACAGCAGGAGGCCGAGGAGAAGCGGCAGAAGUGGAUCCGGGAGCUCGAGGCGCGCGACGAGGAGGACAGGGCCGUGAGGGAGAUGAUGGAGAAGAGGCGGAAGAAGGCUGCUGAGCGCAGCAGCAGCAGCACAGGGAUUGCUACUACCGAGAGUGGUACAGAGGGCGGUGGUGGUGUGGCGGCGCAAGCGAAAGCCGCCCUAAAGGAGGUAAAUGCCGCAGCAGCCAGCGGGGAGACGGCAGAGGGAGGAGGACACGCAGCAGAGCCCGCUGAACAAGCGGCAGGCAGCCAAGUGAGGUCCGGCAGUGGUGUGCUGGGCUCGCUCGGAGGAUGGUUUAGCGGGUCGAGUAACGCGCCGGCAGACUCGGCUCAGGACUUGAAGGAUCAGGAACUUGAAUCAGGAAGCUCCCAGAAGUGAAUGUGUUUUGGGCAGGAUAUGCUCCGAUGUGUAAGUGUACAAUACAGCGACUGGAUUGCGGGAAAAUGUGAUAUGUAUAGGGAAGAGGAAUGGUCUGGCGUUUGGAAGGGGAUUGGACAAAACUGUCACUGAUAUACCGCUGGCAAGUUUGUGUGGUCCAGUUAACCCAGACUCUCCCAGGAUUUGCCUUGUAUGCCUAUCUAUGAAGUAGGCCGAAUCGUUCUCGCUCUCAAUACACCCAUGGGUCGACCG